AUGGCAAGGACCACACGACAGAUCCUCGACUUCACUCUCGGUAUUUCAAAAAGCCUACGUAAUGCUGCUGCUACAUCAUGGAAAUAUUUGAAAGUUGAAGCAGUACCACCAUUGACUUAUGGCUUCUUUAAUGGAGCACCUGGGCAGAAAUUGGAAAGCGUUGUUGGAAAUUUUGCAAACAAUAUCAUAAAGGCAAUGGAAACUCGGAUCAAAGAAAUAGACGCAGCGGCUGAAAGACAAAAGCGUGAGCUCGAAGCAGCGAUAAAAGCACGCGAAGAGAAAGCUAAAGCUGAUGCAAUAAAGAAAGAAGCUGAACGGCUCAAAGCUCAAGCUAAGAAGGCAGCUGAAGCGGUAAAAAAAGCUAAAGUUGAGGCCGAGCAGAAGAAACCUGAAGUGAAAGCUGCAAAAACGAAAGAGAAACCAAAAGAGAAACCAAAAGAGAAACCAAAAGAGAAACCAAAAGAAAAACCAAAGAAAAAGGCCAAAAAGGAAGCAAAACGCAAACCAAAGGAACAAGGAAAGAAAAAGUAG
Spodoptera littoralis (African cotton leafworm) is the source of this 531-nucleotide messenger RNA. The record is from the annotation of a GenBank genome assembly. NCBI's taxonomy places the organism in Eukaryota, Metazoa, Arthropoda, Insecta, Lepidoptera, Noctuidae.